ACCAAAAAGCGUAGUUCCAAGAAAAUCUUGGACGCUUUCCAGAUAGCAGAACGAGCUGAAAAUGGCUCCGACAGCGACAACUACAACUCUGGAAGCGACGAUGAUCUCACAGUACAAGACGGAGUUCUAGAUGCUUCGAAAUUCUUCAAGGAGCUGAGAAGACCCGACGGCAAGUUCGACGAUGAAGAAAUUGACUCUGAUGAAGCUUUGGGCUCGGACGAUGACUACGACAUUUUGAACUCGAAGUUUUCGCAGACUAUAAGAGACAAAGCAAAAAAGAGAAAGACGAAGGAGAAGAAGAGAAGAAGAGGAGAACAAGUUAGCAGUGAUGAAAGUGAGGAAGAAGAAGAUGAAGAUGAAGCUGGGUAUGCCAGUAUUGACGAAUCACAGUUGGUUUCGUUGUCCGAAGCUUGGGAUAUGGACGAUGCUGAUUUGGAAAAACAUAGUAAGUCUAAGUCUAAGUCAAAGUCUGAUUCCAAUAAGAAUGAAUUGGUUUUUGAUGAAGAUGCCUGGGAGACUGAAUCAUCACAAGAGUCUGAUUCUGAUGAAGAAGACGAGGAAGAUGAAGGUGAAGAUUUAGAAGUGGAAUCUGAAGAGGAUAUCUUCAGAAAUGAGUCUGGAGAAGAAGAAGACGACGAACUUGAUUUAUCACACACUGUUUCACACUUAAAAUCUCAGAUGAAGAAGCCAGAAAUACAAAAAAAACGAUUAUUGACUGAAACCAGAGAAGAGAACGAAUUUGUUUUGCCUACAGGGGGUAACAAGUUAUCUUUGAGUGAGAUGAUGGCAGCUGUAGAUUCCAGUGUUUCCAAUGAAGCAUUUUUAAUUGACAAGGAUGCUGAAAAAUCCAAAGCUUUGGCCACUCCAUUGCCCAAGAGAAUACAGGAGAGACACGAGAGGAAAGCUGCUUACGAAAUCACAAAAGAAGAGGUUAGUAAAUGGGAGGAUGCGGUGCAGUCUAACAGGCAAGCAGAAGUGUUGAAAUUCCCCUUGAAUGCCACUGUUACACAUAACGAUACUGCAAGUACAUUCAAAACAUCCACUGAGCCCACUACUGAGUUGGAAAAGCGUAUUCAUGAUGUUUUGACAGAAUCAUCAUUGUUGGACGACAAGAAGGAAGCCACUUUCGAAGAGAUAGCUGUUGCCAAAAUGUCUGCUGAAGAGAUGAAAAAAAGAACCAAUGAGUUACGUUUGAUGAGAGAAUUGAUGUUCAGAGAUGAAAAGAGAGCUAAAAGAAUAAAGAAGAUCAAAUCCAAGCAGUACCACAAGAUCCAGAAGAAGGAAAGAUUGAGAAAUCAGGAAUUAGUGGAAGGUUCUGAUGCUGAGAGCGAUGGUGAGGACCACGACUUGAAGAGAGCAAGAGAGAGAAUGACUUUAAAACACAAAACACAGUCAAGUUGGGCCAAGUCAAUGAUCAAAUCUGGAUUAUCCAAAGAUUCUAAUAACAGAGCUGAGUUGGAAGAAAUGUUGAGACAGGGCGAAAAGUUACGGGCCAAACAAUUGGGCUAUGAAGAUGGAGAUCAGAGUGACGAAGGAGUCUCAGAUAUCGAAAGGGAUUAUUCCAACGACGACGAGAAUGCUGACGAAAGUAUCAAGAAGCUCGGAAAGGGUGUUUUGGGAAUGGACUUCAUGAGAAAUGCCGAAGAAAGAAGUAGGCAGUCCAACUUAAAGGAGUUGGAAGAAUUAAGAAGAUUGGAAAAUGAAAAGGAUUUAGAUUCAUUCGAAGAUUCGAACAGUGCUCUAAGCUCUAGCAAGAACCAAGGAAGAAGAGUCUAUGCUCCAUCGGCUGCAAGUGCCAAUGCCGAGCUAAACACUGUAAACCAGAUUACCAUUGCUGAAAUUACUGAAGAAGAAUCUGGCAAUUUGACGAAUAAACUCAGCAAGAAGUUCGAUGUCGUGGAUUCGACUAAGCAAAAGCAAAAGUCUAAAGAAAUCAAAGAACAAGAUGUAAACGAAAAUGAAGAAGAAGAAUUAAAUCCUUGGUUGGUUACUUCGGCAAAUGAAACUUCUCAGAAGUCACAGAAAAUUACUGUUGUAGACAAAUCGUCUUCGAAGUUGGCUAAGGCUGCUGCUAAGAUUGCCAAAUCCAAAAAGAGAAAGCAAGGCAAAAAUUAUGAAGACGAGGAUGUGAUUGAUAUGGGCGAAUCGAUGAAGAUUGUGGAUCAUCAUCCAGGCAGUGAGUCUGAAGAUGAAGACGUUAACGAGGUUAGAAUGUUCAAACAAAAGGAUUUGAUCAAACAGGCCUUUGCUGGUGAUGACGUGGUUCAAGAAUUUGAAAUAGAAAAGAAAAGAGUCGUCAGAGAAGAAGAUGAUAAGGAAGAAGAUAUGACCUUACCCGGUUGGGGUGACUGGGCUGGAGGUAACAAAAAGUCCAAGAAGAGAAAAGUUGUUCGUAAGGUUGACGGUGUUGUUCAAAAGGACAAGAGAAAGGAUAAGAAUUUGAAAAACGUGAUCAUCAACGAAAAGGUCAACAAGAAGAACUUGAAGUACCAGUCGUCUGCUGUCCCAUUCCCAUUUGAGUCCAGAGAACAAUACGAAAGAUCGUUGAGAAUGCCACUUGGACAAGAAUGGACUUCCAGAGAAACCCAUCAAAGAAUGACGAUGCCUAGAAUUAUCACCAAGCAAGGUACAGUUAUCGAUCCAUUGAAAGCCCCAUUUAAGUAG
Molecule: messenger RNA, 2664 nt
Organism: Scheffersomyces stipitis CBS 6054
Lineage: Eukaryota; Fungi; Ascomycota; Pichiomycetes; Serinales; Debaryomycetaceae
Exons: 1
Biological process (GO): rRNA processing
Cellular component (GO): nucleolus; small-subunit processome
Source: RefSeq, a predicted model, not a curated record